Molecule: messenger RNA, 2915 nt
Organism: Panicum virgatum (switchgrass)
Lineage: Eukaryota; Viridiplantae; Streptophyta; Magnoliopsida; Poales; Poaceae
Product: pentatricopeptide repeat-containing protein At2g30780-like
Exons: 2
Coding region: 101-1678 (525 amino acids)
Molecular function (GO): mRNA binding; protein binding
Source: RefSeq, a predicted model, not a curated record
GGCCGCGUGCGCUUCUCAUCCCCUCGCGCCGCCGCCGCUCCUAAACCCCUCGCGCCGCCGCCGCUGAAUCCAUCCUCGGCCGCCGCCGCCGCCUCCUCCCAUGUCCCGCCGCCCCGGCUCCCUCAUUCCCCUGCUCCGCCGCCGCGGCCUCCACGACUCCCCAACCCACCGGUCCUUCGCCUCCGUCUCCGUCCCACCCGACGCGAUCCCCUCCACCUCCUCGCCGUGGCCGCCGCACUCCCCACCUCCUACUCCGCCGCCGACCGAUCCCGACGGGACGCGGUGGUCCGCGUCUUGGUCCCCCGCCUCGCCGCCGCUCCCGCCCUUCACUGCCGCUCAGCUCCGCUCUGCCGUCUCCUCGAUCGCCGCCUCCCUCCUCGCCCUCCCGGAGCCUGAUCCAAACCCGGCGCCCGACCUCCACGCCCACUCCUUCCCGACCCUCCUCGCCGUCUCACCGCUCGCAUCGCUCGAGCUUCUCUCGCUGCUCCGGCCCAGGCCGCGGCUCGGCCUCGCGGUGUUCUCAUUUCGCCGCGAGCUCUCCCCGGCCCCCACACUCGGCGAGUUCGCCCUCGCUAUCUCGCUCGCGAGCUGCGCCCGCGACCCCGCCGCGGCUGCUGCGCUCUUUGCCGACGCCGCUGCCGCUCACUCCCCGGACCAGGCGCUGUACAACGCCCUCAUGGCGGCGUACAUGCACAGCGGCCUCCUGGACAGCUGCCUCGAGGCCUUCCAUGCGCUGGAACGCGACCCGCGGUGCGGGCCGCCUAAUGUGGACUCGUACAACAUCCUCAUCGCCCUCUUCGGUCGCUCCCUCCUCGUUGACCACAUGGAGGCCACGCUCAGGUCGCUGGAUGCUUCUGGGCAUCCCCGCACGAUUGGUACGUAUAAUGCAAUCAUCGCCGGAUACCUUACUGCGUGGAUGUGGGACAAAAUGGAAGCAGUGUUCCAGGAAAUGUUGUCGGGUCAUAUUGUUCCUGAUACUACUACGCAUCUGUUGAUGCUGAGAGGAUAUGCGCAUGCUGGGAUGAUAUACAAAAUGGAGCGAGCUUAUGAGCGUGCUUACAAGCAUGCUGGAAAAGUUGACAAUGUGCAUAUACGUGCAAUGCUAAGCGCAUACUGCAAGUUUGACCAUGUAGAUAGGAUUCAAAAGAUCGAGGAGUUGUUGCAGAGGUUGGGUCCUGAUGACUACAGGCCAUGGCUAUAUGUGUUGUUAAUUAGGGUGUAUGCUCAGGAGGGGUUGCUUGAAGGGAUGGAGCUGCGGAUCGCCGAGGCACUGGAACGCAAUGUCAUUGUCACCACCGUACAGGUGAUGCGGUCCAUCAUAUCAAGCUAUUUUCAUUCCGAUGCGGUCGACAAACUCGCAUGUUUUGUCCGGCAGGCGGAGGAGGCUGGGUGGAAGCUGUGCCGGAGCUUGUACCACUGCAAAAUGGUGAUGUAUGGGAAGCACCAGCGGCUGGAAGAGAUGCAUGGGGUUUUGGAUGAGAUGGAAUGUUUUAAAUUUGACAGGACAAAGAAGACAUUUUGGAUCAUGCACAAGGCAUAUGUUAGUUGUGGGCGAAGGACUGAGGCAAAUACUAUACUCGGCAUGAUGUGGAAGCACGGAUUUGGACUUCCUAAGAAUGUAUCUGUUCAACAACAUGAUCUUUCUGCUCCACCUAUUGGGGAUAAUUUUUCUUUCUGACAAGGUAUUUAAUUGCUACAUUAGGCUGUUGACGUCAUAUGUGGUUUUGAUGCCUUUGCUACUCGAAGAGCAAAAUGACUCCAUGAAACUCAGCUCCAAAGUACCUAAAACAAUACAAGUGAGCAGCUGUAUAUAUGCAAUUUGGCACCUGAACAGACUGCUGAAGUUGAUCUAGACAAGUUGACUUUGCAGCAACAUUUGAAACUGCUACCUUAUUUGGCCCAGCGACAUUUGAAGCUGCUACCUUAUUUGGCCCAUUCUUGCAUUGUUCAUGCAACACAGCUGCCCAUGGAGCGCAGAACUAACAUUUAUGGUGUUUAUCAAGAAGAUAAAUCAUGCUUGCAGAGAGAUGCUGCUGCUCUGCGGUGCAUCCCUGCUUCUCUGUUCGAAGUCCAUCCUUGAUGACAUGCAAUCUGAGGUGCCUUGCCCGCUGUUGCAGUUCCAGCUUAAUCAAAGUGGAGGUACAGCAUGGAACUGUGGCUGAGUGUUUAUUCUGUUGUACUCGUACAAGCUUUGACAAAGCAGUGCUUGUCGGUAAGUCUUUGAAGCUUCAUUGUUCUCAAGCAAUCAGCACUCUGCUUUGUAACUCUACACUACAGUGGUGCCAGACUGCCAGGCAACUCUACAUUGGAGCUAAGAUCAAUGGCAUGCAAAGCGCUACUGCGCUAGUAAACAAAAAAGAACUUUGAUGGUUUCACAUCAUCUCAAAAUGGUGAUACGAGUGAAAGGUACAUGAGCUUGUCCAUCAUGUUGAAGUGAAAGGAACCAAACAUAUAGGAGAUAUCACUAUGUAAGACUCGUAUGGGCACCUACGCUGACUGCACGUUCAGACGCAGAUGAGACUGCCUGAGAAAUCUCAGGACGCUUCUACUGCAGCACACACACUACACACGCACCCUAUACACACACCCCACCACAGUCCCCUCUGGGGAAAUUCCCCAGUGCGGCACCCACGGUCGCCCAGACUGGAAUCGAACCGUGGGUGGGCAGCCUGGCCACUGCCAGCGCUACCAAUGAGCUAGAGCUCGUCUGCCGUUAGGGUGGGUGCCACCAAGGCACUUCCAGGUUCUCUCAUUUUCAGGCUGCGGCAUGACCUAUAUGAUGUUCUGCCCUUUUUUCCCCCACCAAUUGACAUUUGCACCAGUUUUUAACGUGCGUGCAAUGAUUCUUUCAAGCCAAUCAUACAAGUUGUACUCAGCAGAAAUGUAGUUGUCAAGCGUGUCUCAUAGUUUUUGUC